AUCUCGUCUUGGCGCUUAUACAGGAAAGCGUUCCCAGGUCUGCCUGUGUGAAUCACGACUCCUUAUCCUCAUCCUCCUCCUCCUGCUCCUCUUAACGCCUUAUUCAUGGGGGCGUUUUCUCUGACAUCGUAAAGCGCUUCUCCAAGAGUUAUUACCGAUUAAAUUGUGUGCGAGUGUUUUGGUGUAAUUGUAAAGUAGUAGGGUAUGCUGAAGGAAGAUGGCACUGAAACUCAAUUUUCCUACAGCCCGUGCUUCUUCAUCCAAGCAGGGAUUUUUACCAUGCAGACAGAUGGAAAACUACAUUGUAAGUGUCAAACCAAAAGGGAUGUGUAAAUUUACCCAGCCCCAUAUAUUGUGUGCAAUGAAUAUGACUGCAGGACGGUCAGAUGAAUCUGGGAAGCUGAAAUUUGACCACAUUGUUCACAAGGCUAAACAACUCUGGGAUGGUUCUCCUCAGCCUGUCAAGAGUUUCCCUUGGAAUAGAGCAUUUGACAAUUUCAUUCAGCUCAUUCUUGACACUGCCUUGGUGGUUAUCAAAUACUUGUCUCUACCCGUAUUUGCUGUUUCUUGCCUUAGCGAAAUGUCCUACUGUGCACAUGAGAGGAAACUAUAUUUCGUCCCACUUCCAUUUCUUGUUGGCGCUGCUGUUGCUGGGAUCUUGAGAACAGCAGCACUGGAGUCAUCUCCAUCUCUUAAGAAUGCAGAAGUCCCCUGGCAUCUCAUUGCGGUUGCUAUAUUUUUCACAUUGAUAAAGUGGCCAGGGCCAUACUAUCCAUACUGGGGACGUCUUCUAAUUCCACAUUUUGCAAAUGGCGCAUUGUUGAGGACUCUGUGGUUCGCAUUUUUAUGGUAUAGAAGACCAAAGAAGUCAUCAGAAACUACAGUGGGUGCAUCCACGGCUAGUACAGAAGACACCGUCUGAUAUGUUGAAAGGACAUUUGACAGGUGCAGACAUUAAUCCUCACAAGAAUUUGUUUAACAUUGCAGAGCAAAUAUGCUGUCUUAUUUUCCUUUUGGAACUGUUUUUUGUCUCUGUUAUUGUUUUCUUGAUGUUGUACUUGUGGUUUUCCUGGAGUGAUGUGCAAUUAUAUAAUUAUCAACAUAA
This is a messenger RNA of Coffea eugenioides, 1105 nucleotides long. RefSeq lists its product as uncharacterized. The transcript has 3 exons. Bases 218 to 922 code for a protein of 234 amino acids. Lineage: Eukaryota; Viridiplantae; Streptophyta; Magnoliopsida; Gentianales; Rubiaceae. The record is from RefSeq and is a predicted model, not a curated record.